Molecule: messenger RNA, 1611 nt
Organism: Morone saxatilis (striped sea-bass)
Lineage: Eukaryota; Metazoa; Chordata; Actinopteri; Moronidae
Product: E3 ubiquitin-protein ligase TRIM69-like
Exons: 2
Coding region: 207-920 (237 amino acids)
Molecular function (GO): protein binding; metal ion binding
Source: RefSeq, a predicted model, not a curated record
GCAGAGCUACAGGAAGGAAUGCUGGGAAUACUGGAAAAUCUGGAAUACUGUCACUUACACCAGCAGCUGACGCCACAAACGGAAAAAGAGUUUUAGAAAAGAAAAUCCCGGCUUAAAUUGAAAGUAACUUUGAGGGAUCUUUCUGGGGGAAAGAGAGGCGCCAUCACGUGUCUACCUGCUGUGGUUUCAGCUUCACUCAGAGGAAAAUGGCUUCUGGGUCAGAGGAGGACUUCUGCUGUCCUGCCUGCCAUGAUAUCUUUAAAGACCCUGUCCUCCUGUCAUGUAGCCACAGCUUCUGUAAAGCCUGUCUGCAGAGCUGGUGGAACGGGAAACAACUCAACGAGUGUCCACUCUGUCGGACUGUGUCUCAGUGGAGUGAUCCACCUCGUAACUUGGCAUUAAAGAACCUAAUCACCAGGACUGUAGGAGACCAUGUCCUUCAGCUUGUUCGCAGUGUUGAAGGUCAGGUUGCCCAAAUGGAUUAUGGCUCCGUCUAUCCAGAGGCUCCUGAGAGAGCUGUGGGUCCUCCAGCAGUGGGGCCGCUCCUGGAACUCUUUGCCUGGGAUGUUGAGGUUGGAGACAACAAAGACUGGGAACUGGGAGUGUUAACAGAGUCUGUUGGUAGGCAGGGAUUCGUGGGGUCUACAGUAUGGAGUGUAGACUUCAGCAGUGUUGGAUACAGAGCGUUCUCCCCAACAAACAAAUACACCAAUGUGGCAGUCAGAGAGAAGCUCCAGAGGAUAAGAGUUCAUCUGGACUGGGAUAAAGGAAAGCUGAGAUUUUCUGAUCCUGACACUAAUACACACAUACACACCUUCACACACACUUUCACUGAGAAAUUGUGCCCAUUCCUUUGCACCAGGAAUGCCCUCCCUCUGAAAAUACUGCCUGUAAAGGUCUGUGUAACAGUGGAGGGUUAGAAAUCAGUUAGACAUCAAGAUGAAAAUGAUUGUUAGAUAUCAUGCAACUUUUAUUUCUAAUGUUUUUCAGCUUCUAAGAUCACAGUUAUGCAUCAAGUAUGUGAGGAUAUAUACGGUUAAUAACAGGAAAUUGUGUGUUUCUAUUCUGCAGUAUACAAAGUCUCUGCAUAUUCAUCGAACACAGACUAAAGUUUUGUUCUGGAGUCAUUGGUAUAUCAAAAAUGCCCCAUAAUGCUUUGUGCCUUGUUGUUUUCUUAGAAACUGGUCAGGGGACAUUUUCUACAUGUACAAUGCACUGAGGGAGUAGCAGCCGCCCACACUGAACUACCAUCAUUAAUGGCCAAAAACACCUCUUAGUAUAAUGCAACAGUUCAACAGCACCACAAACUAACAGCUUCCAAAAAUAUUUUUGAAACAUUUUAUUUUUUGUAUGAUUUAUUCGCUGCUUAUGAAAUGAUUUCUAGUUUGGGUAAAAUUGUUGUUAUUUAAUGUCUUCUUUAGUGCUUCAAUUUUAUGUACCAUAUGUAUUUAAUCAGUUAUUGGCAGUUGAUUUGCCUCCGGUGUUUGUGAUUUGAUUUUUACUGUUUUUAUUGUUAGUGGUUGUAGCCUGUGGCUCCAGUAUAAUAAUGUUGUUGUUGCACAUUGUAAGACUAAUGCCAGAUGAAGUUCAGAUUGUUUUUAUUUCAAUAAA